Molecule: messenger RNA, 3246 nt
Organism: Centropristis striata (black sea bass)
Lineage: Eukaryota; Metazoa; Chordata; Actinopteri; Perciformes; Serranidae
Gene: ireb2
Product: iron-responsive element binding protein 2
Exons: 22
Coding region: 45-2966 (973 amino acids)
Biological process (GO): tricarboxylic acid cycle; citrate metabolic process
Cellular component (GO): cytosol; mitochondrion
Molecular function (GO): 4 iron, 4 sulfur cluster binding; iron-responsive element binding; aconitate hydratase activity
Source: RefSeq, a predicted model, not a curated record
GGGUCUAGCUGUGACCUGCAGUGAGUGAUAAUAACGUCGUGUUGAUGCGGUCAGUCAUCAUGGCGCUCACCGCUCCGGACCAAGAACACCCGUACAGCCGUCUCAUCGACACGCUGACGGACGGCAUCAAGUUCUUCAGUCCACAGAAACUCAACGAUCCCAGAUACGACAAGCUGCCUCUGUCCAUCCGUGUCUUACUGGAGGCGGCCAUCCGUCACUGCGAUGGCUUUUACACCACAGAAGAAGACGUGAAGAACAUCCUGGACUGGCAGCAGCAGCAGGACCAGACCGAGGUCCCCUUCUCCCCCGCUAGAGUCCUCCUGCAGGACUUCACUGGUAUUCCUGCCAUGGUGGACCUGGCCGCCAUGAGGGACGCCGUGGCCAAACACGGCGUGGACCCCGGCCUGGUCAACCCUAAAUGCCCCACAGACCUCAUCGUAGACCACUCGCUACAGAUCGAUUACAGCAAAUGUGCCAUACAGAACGCUCCUAACCCCGGAGGAGGAGGAGGAGGAGGAGACGCUCCGUCCCGCCCCGCCGCCUCCUCCUCGCGGCGAGGCUCCCACUGUGGCGGUCAGCGCGGCUCCUGCAGUAAAGCGUCCUGCAGCGACCCUCCGGCCUCGCCGGGCCGACCCGGCGCCUCGCCGCAGCAGAUCGAGAACACGCCGCUCCUCUGCCCGUUCCACCUGAAGCCCGUCUCCGAAAUGGAAACGGCGGUGAAGAAUCAGGAAAUGGAACUCAUCAGAAACAAAGAGAGACUUCAGUUCUUCAAGUGGUGCUCCAAAGCGUUCCAGAACGUGAACGUGGUUCCUCCUGACGUGGGCGCGGUCCACCAGGUGAACCUGGAGUAUUUGUCCCGCGUGGUGCAGCUCAGCGACGGCUUCGUGUUCCCCGACAGCGUCGUGGGGACCGACUCACACACCACCAUGAUCAACGGCCUGGGCAUCCUCGGCUGGGGUGUAGGAGGCAUAGAGUCUGAGGCGGUGAUGCUGGGCCAGCCGGUGUCUCUGGCGCUGCCUCAGGUUGUGGGCUGUAAGCUGCUGGGAACCAUCAACCCUCUGACCACCUCCAUAGACAUCGUCCUCGGCAUCACCAAGCACUUACGUCAGGCAGCGAUCUCUGGACGGUUCGUAGAGUUUUUUGGAUCCGGCGUCUCUCAGCUGUCGGCUCCAGACAGAACCACCAUCGCCAACAUGAGCCCCGAGUACAACGCCACCGUCAGCUUCUUCCCCGUCGACCACGUCGCACUACAGCACUUUAAACACACACAUUUUACGCAGGAAAAACUUGAAUUGUUGGAGUCGUACCUGAAGGCUGUGAAACUGUUCCGAAGCUAUGAAGAUUCUUCAGAAGAUCCACAGUACUCUGAGGUGAUAGAGAUCAACCUGAGCUCCAUCGUUCCUCAUGUCAGCGGACCCAAGAGGCCUCAGGACCGAGUGGAGGUCAGCAGCAUGAAGCAGGACUUCCAGCGCUGCCUGGAGGAGAAGGUCGGCUUCAAAGGUUUCCACGUGUCGAAGGAGAAGCAGGAGGCGCGUGUUCCCUUCCUGCACGGCGGUCAGGAGUACCAGCUGGUCCACGGCUCCGUGGUCAUCGCCGCCGUCAUCAGCUGCACCAACAACUGCAACCCGUCUGUGAUGCUGACGGCAGGUCUGCUGGCCAAGAAGGCUGUGGAGGCGGGGCUUGUUGUCAAGCCGUACAUCCGGACCAGUCUAGCUCCUGGAAGUGGGAUGGUCACUCACUACCUGAACACCAGCGGAGUCCUGCCGUACUUCAGCCAGCUGGGGUUUGAGGUGAUUGGUUACGGCUGUGCUACCUGUGUGGGGAACACGGCUCCGCUACCCGACGCUGUCAGAGACGCAAUCAAACAGGGCGAGCUGGUGGCGUGCGGCGUGCUGUCAGGAAACAGACACUUUGAAGGUCGUCUGUGUGACUGCGUGCGAGCGAACUACCUGGCGUCUCCUCCGCUGGUGGUGGCGUACGCUCUGGCCGGAACCGUGGGGAUCGACUUCGAGAAAGAGCCUCUGGGUGAGACCUCGGAGGGGAAGGAGGUGUUUCUGAGAGACAUCUGGCCGUCCAGGGAGGAGGUGCAACACACCGAGGAGGACACCGUCAUCUCCUCCAUCUUCACCGACCUCAGGGGGAGGAUGGAGAAAGGGAACUCUCUGUGGAACAGCAUUGAGUGUCCAGAUUCUCUGGUUUUCCCCUGGGAUCACAAGUCCACCUAUAUCCGCUCUCCGUCUUUCUUCAGUAAGCUGAGUAAAGAGGUUCCUCCUCCUCAGUCCAUCGAGAACGCUCACGUCUUACUGUUCCUGGGGAACAAAGUGACCACGGACCACAUCUCCCCCGCCGGCAGCAUCGCCAGAGUCAGCGCCGCCGCCAAGUACCUGCUGAGCAAACGCCUGACGCCGCGAGAGUUUAACUCGUACGGCGCCCGCAGAGGGAACGACGCCGUGAUGACCAGAGGCACGUUCGCCAGCAUCAAACUCCAAAAUCGAUUCAUCGGCAAACCCGGCCCCAAGACUCUGCACAUUCCUUCAGGCCAGACGCUGGAUGUGUUCGAGGCGGCUGAGCGCUACCAGAGAGACGGGACGCCGCUCAUCAUCCUGGCAGGACAAGACUACGGCUCCGGAAACUCCAGGGACUGGGUGGCCAAAGGGCCCUACCUGCUGGGCGUCCAGGCGGUGAUCGCAGAGAGCUUCGAGAAGCUUCACAGGAAGCAGCUGGUGGGGAUGGGCAUCAUGCCGCUCCAGUUUCUGCCCGGCGACAGCGCCGACUCGCUGCAGCUCAGCGGGAAGGAAAAGUUCACCGUCAUCCAGCCGGACAGCCUGACGCCCAGGCAGCAGCUCACCGUAAAGACGAGCCAGGGGAGGAGCUUCCUGGUCACGGCUCUGUUCGACAGCGACAUGGACGUGAUUUUCUUCCGACACGGCGGUCUCCUACGAUACGUGGCUCGGACUUUACUCUGAAAGUUUCCCUUCAGCAGUUUGUCUCCAGCAUGGACGAAAUAAAACCGGAUUUAUCUGUUCCAGCUGCAGCCAAACGUCUCUGGACUUCAGUUUUCAAAGCGAAGCUGCGAGACGUUUCUGCAGCGGCGUUUUUUUCUUCUCACAGGAAGACGAGUGGUGACAUCACAACAUGGUUUCCUGAGAGGACGUGAAGAAAUAAAUCCUGUCUGCUUCUGUUGUCAUUUAAUGAAAUAAAUCAAUAAAACCAUCCUGCCAAGAAAGGCUCACAUGGUGCUCGCUA